AUGGCAUCUGAAGCAGAGAAAACAUUCAAGAAGUUUGCUACCUUUGAAGACUCCUCAAGCAAUGGCACUGAAAUGAACAACAAGAACUUCUCCAAGCUGUGCAAAGACUGUGGCAUCAUGGAUGGCAAGAUGGUCACCUCCACAGAUGUGGACGCUGCGUUCAACAAAGUCAAGGGCAAGAAUGGGGGAACCAUCACAUUUCAGCAGUUCACAGAAGCAAUGAAGGAACUGGCCCAGAAGCGGUUCAAGGAAAAGAGCCCAGACGAAAGCCUGAAGGACAUUUAUAAACUCAUGGAGGGCAAGGAUCCAGCCACCACUGGUGCUUAACUGUGAGUGAUAAAAGCAACAACAGUGGGUGUAGUGGACCAUCUGACUGACAUCAGCAAGUACACCGGCAGCCACAAGAAGCACUUUGAUGAGAGUGGCAAGGGCAAGGACAUCUCAGGAUGGGAAGAGAUAACUGUUAACUCAGGCUGUGUGAGUGGCUACAAGGGUUCUGGCACCUACGACCAAAAGAAUUAG
Messenger RNA from Nycticebus coucang (slow loris), 522 nucleotides. RefSeq names its product tubulin polymerization-promoting protein family member 2-like. The transcript has 3 exons. Gene Ontology annotation, biological process: microtubule polymerization; microtubule bundle formation; positive regulation of protein polymerization. Lineage: Eukaryota; Metazoa; Chordata; Mammalia; Primates; Lorisidae. Gene Ontology annotation, molecular function: tubulin binding. Gene Ontology annotation, cellular component: microtubule. The record is from RefSeq and is a predicted model, not a curated record.